CAGCAUUAGCUUAAUUGACAGCCCAAGUAAUCGCAAACACCAAACCGCCAUAUGAUCCCGUCAGGACCCAACCGAUUAAAUAAUAGGGGAACGGAAUAAUGUCAGAUAAAGGUAUUGGCGAGAAAGUAGACCCUCCCAAAGCACAACCGGGAGAUGGAAUAAGAUCACUCCGUUCCACGACCCUCUUCCGUGUGGUCAACUACGAACUCUACGCGAAGCCAAACAUCGUCAUCAUGUCUAUCGGUCUUGCCGCCUUUGGGCUCGCGCUAGGAUACGUGGCCUACAUGCGGUCCAAGUACGAAGGCAUGGGAUACUACUCGGCGGUGCAGGACGACGGCAGCGAGGUGUUCGUGAAGAAGCGCUCUAAGUGGGAGAACUGAAACGCCGCCGGCUUCGAGAAGUGUAUCAAAAAGGAAAAUUUAAUUUAUUUAUGCCGUUAUUGUUGUUGACAAUUUUGAACAUUUAGAAUAGACGCGUAAACAAAUAA
This is a messenger RNA of Hermetia illucens (black soldier fly), 487 nucleotides long. Its product is annotated as small integral membrane protein 8. The transcript has 2 exons. The coding region runs from base 99 to 380 and encodes 93 amino acids. Lineage: Eukaryota; Metazoa; Arthropoda; Insecta; Diptera; Stratiomyidae. The record is from RefSeq and is a predicted model, not a curated record.